UCCGCAGUUAUUUGCGACGUAGCUUCGCGCCAUUUAAUCAUGCAUGAGCCUCGACGACUCGUAUAUCUUUAGAAUAUUCCAAAGAAUAUUGUUGCAACGAUAAAACGCGUUAUUGUUAUAAAAACGCAUAAUAUAAUUUCGCGUAGAUUCGUCAGCAACCGACAGACGAAAAGCAUCCGAAGUGGGAAUAAAUCGCUCCUCCGUCCGACGGCAAAAAAUUUCCCUUAAAAUCAGUGGUUCGGAAGAUGUCCGGACUGAUCAGGAGAGGAUUGACGGCGACGGCGAUUCUGGCGAUCUUAUUGACGCCGGAUUCAAUUUCCGCCAAGAAAUACACCCGGCGUGAGUUGGCCAGAGGCCUUAUGAGCCUGGGAGUACCGAAGGACGACAUAGCCAUGUGGAUAUGCAUAGCGACCCACGAAUCGGGCCUCGAUUCCGACGCUAUAAACAGAUGCAACGACGACAGUUCCUGGGACCACGGCCUGUGGCAGAUAAACGACAAAUACUGGGUGGGAAGAAAUCGUCGCGGUGGCGCCUGCGGAUUUUCCGCGGCCGAAGUUCGCGGCGAUAAUUUGGCAAACGCCGUCCAGUGUGUAAGAUAUAUUCUUGACGAACACCGACGCCUUCAGGGCAACGGAUGGCUCGCUUGGUCCGUUUAUUCUCACCAGAGACACUGCAGGGGUGACUUGAGUUCUUACGUCGAAGGUUGUUUUUAAUAUGCAUUGAUACGAUUUCGCUUUCAUUUUCUUUUUUUUAUCGUCAACGGUAAUCGUAUGAAUUCCGUUCUAUGAUAUUUUAACUUUACAAUUUAGACGUUUAAUCAAUUUUUUGAUAUUUCUUUUUGUUUAACCUGCGUAACAUGUGUCGAAAACUUGUAGAAACCAAUAGACAACGGUAUUGUUUGAAAAGUGUUAUUUCAGAUUAAACGAGUUUAAUUCUACAAGGGUGGUAGAUGAGAGAAGAAAUGAUUGUCCAAAUGAAUAAAGUACACGCGCAACAGCGAUUCGUUGUGUAAAAUUGAUAUUUGGGUGAGUUUUCACGGCGGUGUCUGAUUAUCCGUUCCGUAGGAUAGCUAAUUAGGAACAGGAGGUGUAACACAAACGUUGCGAGAAACUUUGUCCUCAAUCUUAAGGACUGAAUUUGGUAUAUUAGAGGUACGAGACUUUUGUUUUUCAUUUUAGAUUUAUCUUUGUAGCGAUUAAUUAAAACUUACCAAGCUACCGAGACAUGUAAUAAAUGUUUAUUGAAAAUAAAGAAACUGAUCUAGAAUAUAGCAGAAAUUUGACAAUA
This is a messenger RNA of Neodiprion fabricii, 1287 nucleotides long. RefSeq names its product lysozyme P-like. Lineage: Eukaryota; Metazoa; Arthropoda; Insecta; Hymenoptera; Diprionidae. Bases 246 to 713 code for a protein of 155 amino acids. The record is from RefSeq and is a predicted model, not a curated record. The transcript has 2 exons.